Salvia splendens (bonfire salvia) is the source of this 735-nucleotide messenger RNA. RefSeq lists its product as uncharacterized. The record is from RefSeq and is a predicted model, not a curated record. The coding region runs from base 50 to 667 and encodes 205 amino acids. The transcript has 4 exons. Lineage: Eukaryota; Viridiplantae; Streptophyta; Magnoliopsida; Lamiales; Lamiaceae.
UUGGGGCAGCAAGCCUGCAGUGUGAUAUUAAAGUGAUUAUGAGUGUCAAAUGAAUGUCUUCAAAAGCUGCUGUUUUCUCACAAAAAUACAAAAUUGCAAGCAUUUGUAUUUGAAAUUUCAAGCUAUGAAGAUGACAGGAACAGACAAUGUAGAUGUGGAAUGCGGUGAAAAUAAGGUUGAAGGAGAAGAUAGUUGGAGGACAGUUGAGUGUUUAAGAGGAAGAUUGUUUGCUGAGAGAAUGGCUUCCAAAAAUGCUAGGGAGGAGGCACACCAAUUGGGGAUUAUGCUGGUGGAAAUGGAAGGGCUGUUAGAGCAAGAGGAGAAAUGGAGAAACAAAGCUGAGAAGAAGCUGAAAUUGCUGAUGAAGAAGCUUGAAAUUGUGGGUAAAUCAUGGAGUGUGAGUGAGAGUGACUCCUCAUUCAGGGGAUCAGUGGAGGAGGAUCCUUAUUCUUCAUCUUCAAAAACGGAAUCAGCAUCCGGUGCUGGUGCUGGUGUUGGUGCUGGUGUUGAAGAAGGCGUGGAUAAUUCGAUGGCAAUAGUUCGGGUGGAAAAUGAGAGGGAGAGGAGCGUGAAACAAGUGUUGGAAUCAUUGAGGCGUGCUAAAGAGCAGCUUCAGAGCUCAAUAGAGAGAAGGCGCAUGGGCAUUAGCAUGAUUAAAGUUGGGUAGAUAAAUAUCACACUUCAAUCACCAUUAUCAACAACUUUAUUCAUAUAAUAAUAUCUUUCCAUAUUCUU